Messenger RNA from Jatropha curcas, 1389 nucleotides. RefSeq names its product putative inactive poly [ADP-ribose] polymerase SRO2. The record is from RefSeq and is a predicted model, not a curated record. NCBI's taxonomy places the organism in Eukaryota, Viridiplantae, Streptophyta, Magnoliopsida, Malpighiales, Euphorbiaceae. Gene Ontology annotation, molecular function: NAD+ poly-ADP-ribosyltransferase activity.
AUCAGUUUUUUUUUUUUUUUUUUUUUCAAAUUCUGUAUAUAUUUUUUCUUCUUCUUUAGGAAUUAAUCAUGUUAACCAAUCAAUACUUGGAAAAAACUCCUCAUCAGAUCCCAAUCUUCCAGGGAGAACAAGUUGACAUUGAAGACAAAGGGUCUGUGGUAAUUGAUAAUAAUAAUGAUGACAAAAUCUUGGAUUCUGAUGCUGAUAACAGCGUGGCUAAUUCAGGUUACAGUGAUAGUAGUUUCGGUGAUUUCACCCGGAAUGGAAUGCUCAAGGUUGGGGAAGGAAGUCUUGAACAUAACACAAUUACUAGGAGCUUCCUAGAAGGAAUGAGAAAUCGUGGAAAGGACACCAAGAUUGUGGCCAUACAUAAGAACUCUGCUUCUGGUUCUGCAGGAAGAGCUAGAUGGCUUACUUUUCGUAUUUUUACGGAGGCAGUGAGUCAAAAGUCCGGAGGCGAUGCUAAUUUGCGGUUUGGUUGGUUUGGUGGUUCAAGAGAGAAGAUUUGUCAAGUUAUAUCUCAUGGAUUUAGUCUCUGCAGUGAAACUGCUAAUGGUGAAUCUCAUGGGUUUGGUAUUUCUCUUUCUCCUCCAAAAUUUUGCAUUGAUAGCGCGGCAUCAGCCACUGUGGAUGAGAAUGGUCUUAGGCAUAUGUUGCUAUGCCGUGUGGUAAUGGGGAAGAUGGAAGUGAUUCCUGCUGGUUCAAAGCAAUUUCAACCAAGUUCAACAGAAUUUGACUCUGGUGUUGAUAAUCUUGAAGAGCCUAGAAAAUUCAUUGUAUGGAGUGCUUUUAUGAAUUCUCAUAUCUUCCCUGCUUACAUAAUAAGCUUUCAGGCGCCUUGCUUUAAUGGUUUGAAUACAAAUUUGGGGAGAUCAGUCAGACCCUCUUCACCAUGGAUGAGCUUUCCUGCUUUAUUGUCUAUAUUGUCAAGGUUUUUGGAGCCUUCUAAGAUGGCUUUGAUCUUCAAAUUCUAUGAUGAUUUUAGGAAAAAUAAGAUCAGCAGACUGACACUAAUCCGAAAAGUGAGGCAGAUAUCUGGUGACAGGCUGUUGGCUGCGAUCAUUAGAAAUUGCACAAAUAAGCAGCUUGUGAUCGGAAGAUCCAACCGUGGCAGAAAAUAUUGACUUUCUUAUUCAUCAGUUUCUGUGUGAAAACACCUAGAAGCUGCGGCAGCAGUCGCAAGAGCAGCUAAAUAUAGUUUCAAACCUUAAAUGGAGAGAAAGAAAGAAGUUGUAUAUCUCUUCUACAGCUGUAAUGUCAAAAAUUUGUCUCUUCUACAGCUGUAAUGUCAAACAUUUGUUUACUUAGAUUUUGUUUUCAGUGAAAUGCAACCAUCUCUGGAACAUUUAAAACAUCUACCCCUUAUAAAGUUUUCAUUUUUCUGCUCCA